GAAAAAUGAUUGUCGACAUACCCGUGCCAGUAUUUAGAAUCGGCAGUAUAAUCGUGAUAUUCGUACAAUUAACUGUAUCGUAUACGAUGUCGAGUGAAAGUUACAAUUAUACCGAAGAAAGAAAUAAAAUUUUACAAGAAGAAAGAAUGAAAUUCAUAGGAAACGAUUUAAUUCUAACAGACAACGAAAUGAAAGCGAACGAGAUCAUUUUAAAAGUGAAAAAAACCGAGUUAAACGAAGGUUACGAUAACGAAUCGACUUUUUUGGCUUCCCAACAUUUUUUUAAAGCAAAAAAUAAAAUAGAACGAUCCGAAAUGUUUAACAUAAUAAAAAAAAUACCGAAAGGCGGUUCGUUGCAUACUCAUUAUCUAUCCGGAGUAUCGGCAGAUUUUAUUAUCAACAAUAUUACACACAGAAAAAAUAUUUAUGGAUGCGAUUUGAACGGUGUUUUUAAAUUACGUUUUUUAGAAGACGCUACAAAUGACACGACUUGCAAUUGGAAAAAACUGGAAGAUUAUAGGAAAGAAAAUUCUAAUUUCGACGAUUGGUUACGGAAGCAAUUGAUAUUAGAUGUGGAAAAUCCGUACGAAGAGUAUCCAACGGCGGAUUCGGUAUGGGCGAAAUUUAAAAAAAUUUUUAGCACGCAAUACGACAUGGUAUGUUAUAAACCUGUUUUCGAAAUAUUCAUUUAUCAACUUCUAAAUGAACUUUAUUCAGAUAACGUUAUCUACACGGAAUUACGAGGUACUUUCAUGCCUUUAUACGAAUUGAAUGGUAAAAUUUACAACAGUAAGGAAUUUAUGAAAAUUUUUAUAAACACAGUGGAAAGGUUUAAAAAAAAUUUUCCCGAUUUCGUGGGAGUUCGGUAUAUACAUUCGAUUUAUCGAGGUCUGACGAUCGAAAAUUUGACAUUACAACUCGACGAACUUACGAAAUUGAAAAAAUUGUUUCCGAAUUUCGUGGCCGGUUUCGAUUUGAUAGGUCGAGAAGAGGAAGGUCACUGUCUAUUUGAAAUCCAUCAACUUUUAUCGAAAUACAGCGAAAAUUUGAAGUUUUAUUUUCAUGCCGGAGAAACUAACUGGUUCGGGCAUACCGAUCUAAAUAUAAUCGACGCUGUACUUUUGAACAGUUCCCGAAUCGGUCACGGUUUCGGUUUGAACAAACAUCCUGUAGUGACGCGGUUGGCUAAAGAUAAAAACAUUUGCGUGGAAUUGUGUCCGAUUUCUAAUCAAGUUUUGAUGUUGAUAUCGGAUCCCAGGAAUCAUCCGAUGAUCGGUUUGAUGGCGGAAGGGUUUCCCGUGGUAAUAUGUAACGAUGACCCUUCGGCAUGGGGAACCAUAGGUUUGAGUUACGAUUGGUACGUCGCGUUUAUGGCGAUGACUUCCGAAAACGAUGGGAUACGAGUAUUGAAGCAGUUCGCUUUAAAUUCUAUUUUGUACAGCGCCAUGGAAGAUGAAGAAAAGGAAGCUGCUGUUCGGAUAUGGGAGAAAAGUUGGCAGGAAUUUAUUGAUUAUAUAAUUUUACACCAUAAAUAAAUUUUAUGUACGUAAAAUAUUACAAUUAAAUGGUUAAUGUCAAUUUGCAGUGUAUAUUUAUAAUCCGGGCGCUGUAGCGAAAAUUUACUAAUAAUUUAUGGUACACGCGUAUUUUGAAAAAAAAAAUGUUUUGGGCGCGGAAAAUAGCAAAAACCACCGGAAGAACUUCUUGUUCUUGUAUGUAAAAUAUUACAAUUACAAGGUCAAUUUUAAUUUGCAGUGUAUAUUUAUAGUCCGGGCGCUGUAGCGAAAAUUUUAUUGGAAAUUUACUAAUAAUUUUUGGCACGCGCGUACUUUAACAAAAAAAUUGUUCUGUGCUCGGAAAAUGGGGAAAACCGCCAGAAAACCUCUAAAAAUUUGUAUUUCGUCAAUAACGUGGAACUGAUUAAAAAUUUCGAUACAAUGUAUAGAAAUAAGUUUGGAGAAAGGUAACUAAAUGUUUUUCAAAAAAUUUUGAAGAUACUUUCCAGUUAAUUUGUUACCCGAAGUUUUUGAUAAUUUAAAAAUAAAGAAAUUAAAUAAAAUCGUCGCUGAAUCGAAUUUUGAAGAUACUUUCCAGUAAGUUGUGACGCGCAGUCUUAAGUUAUUGUGUGUGGAUUCGUUCAAAACACUGUAAUUACGAAAAUUUUCCUCAACAUAUAAGAUUCUACACGGGACGUGGCAACGUGGGUUCUGUUAAGCCGAGUUUCAGCGUUGAGUUCCCAAUUUUCGAGUUUUCCUUCAAAUUCAGGGGUAUAAAAGUGAUAUGGGAUGUUUUUAUGGGUGUUUUUAGUAAUUUUAGUAGCAUAUCGAUGAAAAUGUUACGAAAUACGAUCGUCAGAAUGAUGGAUCAUGUACAAUAUUUCAACCAAUAGCAAAAAUACCGAAAUUAUUUAAUUUCAAUAUGUACAAUCCGAAGAAAAUAAUUCGUUUCGAUAAUUCAUUUCCUCAAAAUAUAAGAUUAUAAACAAAACGUGGCAACGUGGGUUCUAUUACGCAGAGUUUCAGCGUUGGGUUCCCAAUUUUUGGGUUUUCCCCCAAAUUCAGAGGGGAAAAUGUGGGAUGGAUUGUUUUUGGGAGUAAUGGGUCAAUAUGUACAAUUUUAAAAAAUCAGAAUCUGAAGAAAAUAAUUUGUUACCCAAAGUUUUCGAUAAUUUAAAAUUAAAGAAAUUAAAAAAAAUGACGUCGCCGAUUUAAAUUAUUUAUUGAUUGUUUGAAAUUUAUUAUUUGUUUAAUGAUAUUUCAUUAUUUUUUAUGGUAUUUACUUGAACAUAUUUAUUUUGUAAUUAAUCAAAAAAAACUUGAUAAAACCACAACACAAAGAAAAAAAGUGAUGAAGAAUCGACUCAAACAAUAAAAGGUAAGAGAUAAACGAUUUAAUUAAUUAUUUUCACGUGCUAACCCCCCUAAAAUUUAAAAUUAACUAAUUUUCACGACACAUAAUAUAACAUGUGUUCAAAAAAAUACAUAUAAUAGCAGACUUUUUUUCAAAAUCUUCUAAUGAUUCUAAUUAUACUGUAAAUCGUCAAAACCAUAAUUAAAUUGCAUCGAUUUAUUUUCAAAAUAUUUUUUAUAGAAAUUUAAAAGUUACAUAUAUCAGAAUCGAUUUACAAAAUAUAAAAAGCAAAUAACAAAAUAAAGAUAGAAAGAAAUCAAAAUAAAAAGAAACAAAAUAAACAAAGAGAACAGAAUGCAAAUAAAAAAGAGAAAAGAUUCGAAAUAAACAAAGAAAGAAAUCAAACUAAAAAAACAAAAAAAUUCAAAAUAAAAAGAAUCGAAAUAAACGAAGAGAGUGAAUCAAAAUAAAGAAAGAAAAAAGAAUGAAAUAAAUGAAGAAAAAAGAAUGAAAUAAGUAAAGAAAUAAGAAUCGAAAUAAAGGAAGACAAAAAUUAAAAUAAACAAAAAGAAAGAAAUGCAAAUGAAAAAGAUUCAAAAUAAACAAAGAGAAAAUCAAAAUAAACAAAGUUAAAGAAU
Molecule: messenger RNA, 3488 nt
Organism: Diorhabda sublineata
Lineage: Eukaryota; Metazoa; Arthropoda; Insecta; Coleoptera; Chrysomelidae
Product: adenosine deaminase 2-like
Exons: 1
Coding region: 6-1535 (509 amino acids)
Biological process (GO): adenosine catabolic process; inosine biosynthetic process
Molecular function (GO): adenosine deaminase activity
Source: RefSeq, a predicted model, not a curated record